Alternaria incomplexa is the source of this 3303-nucleotide messenger RNA. RefSeq lists its product as uncharacterized. The record is from RefSeq and is a predicted model, not a curated record. The transcript is spliced from 2 exons. Lineage: Eukaryota; Fungi; Ascomycota; Dothideomycetes; Pleosporales; Pleosporaceae. The coding region runs from base 1 to 3303 and encodes 1100 amino acids.
AUGUCUCUCAGUCCUGGCAAUAGUACCGGGGAUGGUAUGUCGGAUGUUCUUGCAGGGUAUCAGGGAUCUGAUUAUAAGAACGAGACCGACGCUUUGGUGCGAAUCGAGACGGCCAACGAGAGCAAUUAUGAGGAGCACACGGAUGCUUCAACAGAACAUGACAUGAAGCCGCUGCCUCUUGCCCUUCGAUCCAGAAGUAGCCAUGCACAAGGGUCGUCCGAUGAGCUGUCCUUCAAGUCUUGUACCGAUCUGCCGGAUGUCUCUUCAGAAUCGAUACCAUCCGAGCCAGGGAAAGAAGACAUCAAAGCGUCUUCCAUAUGCGCCAUUGACUUUGCGCCGCAGCGAGAUGCGGUAACGAAGGAAGCAGACACUCACUCUUUUGCGACUGGUGUGCACCCUUUCCGUGCUAGUUUCGCACCUCCGCCUCGACUCCAAACGUCCAACCUAGGAACGGUGAUCUUGAAUCAGGGCAGGACGAUUGUGGAGGCACCCUUGUCCAAGCCCCCUUCUGCUAUGCUUCGCAAACAGCCUCCUAUACCGCGUCGAGAAUCCAGCUUUUCUAUCGUAGCGAGCAAAUUGCGGACUAGCUCCAAGCAGAGCAUGAAGCAAGGCUCGAUAUCGGUAUCUGGCUCGUCAUCCACGCUGGGCACUACGCACCAGGGGCCAGCGGUACCGCCCCGAGAGUCAAGCACUUCCAAGGAGGCCCAACGUGUGCACGCCGCAGUCUCGUUUUUGAUGCGUCCACUACCGUUGCGCUUUGCCAGGUCUCGGAAGUAUACUGACCAAGAGGAGCUACCGAAGUCAGAUGAGACGGUCCCAUCUGCUUCCAGUUCGAGUCAAGACACGGACGGCGUUAUCAGUCUCAAUGAGAUGACCAGCUCACCGCCGCCCGCCAUGGAGGUAAAGAAGACGCCGCAAGCACCGUCGACCAGGCCAAAAGGUGUACCUGUUGCGAAGACGCGAGCUAUCAGCUUCGACACUCCGAAAGCUUGCAACCCAUCCAAGAUGCCCGGUAGUAGCCCGGCUCCUGUUGCGCAACCAAUCGACAGCCCGGUUCCUGCGAUUUUGGAGCCCUCCUCUGUGUACUCGAUCCAUGACACCUCCUCAGGCUCAUGUGUAGACUCCGCGGAUGGACUUCCGGUAGCCCAAGAGCCUGGCCAUCGUGACAGCCAGACUACGACACACCUCGAUUGGAAUGGAUAUAGGCCUUCCUCCCACGGUGGUGGCCUCCAGCAGGUGUCGCUACGCCCUCUGAGCGGUGUUGGAAAUCUAUUGAAUUCUUUGGGAUCGGGUCCUUUGUCCAACAUCCAAGAGAAUACUACGACCGACCUCAGAUUAUCCGGAUAUAGGUAUCCUGGCCCUACGCGUUAUCUGCCUGACCUGAAGGAGGAGUCGCAUGAAGACUCGAGCCUCAACACGAGUGCCAGCAACCUGAAGAGCUCGAGUUACCGCUUUCCGUUCGGCGCGCCGUCGGGGGUCAGGGCUUCGGGAGAGGAACCGAUCAACUUCUCGGGAAGGUCGUCUAUAGCGUCGCAUCGUCGGAGUGCUGUUGGUAGCAACGUGGGCAGCGCGCUCGGACAGGCACACGGUUUGCCUUCGAUGCGGUUUAGUCGGAUGAAUCUGUUCGAUGGUUUGACCGAGGACCUUGGCCUUCGCUACUCAAGGUCAAUGGAAGAGGUGCCCAAUGCGUCGCAGAGGGUGAGCAGAGGUAGUCCGCGGCCUGCAUCAGCGGGUGAUGUCACGGACCUGCGCCUUUCUCUCGCCGAAUUGAAUGAAGCGGAGCGCUCGGGGUUGUCAAUGCAGCCUACCGCCAUGAUCAACUUGUUCGCGAUGCACCGUGCUCGUUCACCGGAGCUCAUGGCAGAGAUUGAGCGGCUGACCAUACCUUCUGUCGGGGGGCUUACCCAGCGCCUCUCAGAGAUCUUCCCGUCGUUGAGGGAAUACUACAAGUGCGGUGAGCCAGCCGAGUUUCCGAUUGAGGAGGAGAUGGAGAAGCACGCAUUGGAGGAGAUCCACGAGAUCCAUCCGACGCAGAAGCGCUCGUCUGCUCGACUUCGCCCCAUGCGUGGCGUCUCGCACAUGGUUGUUAUCGAAGACGAUCUGUAUGACGAGAUCACAAGCAAAGAGAGGGGAUGUGGCAGUCCAGGCAGUCCAGGCCGUCCUGACGAUGGAGUCGGUGUAAACGGCGCUAGCGAGGCAGACUCAAAUACAGGCAGGCCCCCCAAGGACGACGACGCACCGAGCACACCAACAUACGACAAGACGACUCCGCUCCCAGAGCUGCGAGUCCCAUCACCAGCUGUUCUCCGUCCGCGCUCUCACACCGUCGGCCCUCAAGAGCUUCGCAUCUCAGGGGAGUCCGCUCUUUCCGUAAGAAGGUCUCUGAGGUCGUUUGUUUCUACGCCCACAGUAACCGAGACGCGUCCCUGGAAUUCAGACAAGAAUUAUCCCUGGGCGACGUCAAAAAACCCCGCUAUUGACAUCUCCCUUCCUCGUCCAGCUGCUGCGAGACACUCUCCUCACCCAGGCCCUUCCCACCUCCGCAACAGACUCUCUGACGCGUCUACCACAAGCUCCUUCUCGACAGCGCAGACAGCCACAGCUUCCCCGUUCGGAUCACCGGCCGAUAGCACCGCACACGCGCGUCAUCACCGCUUCAGCACCUUUGGCCGCAACAGCGACCAGCCACACGCAGUCGGUGAACGCUACCCCACCUCUGCCCUGUCACCUCCUACAGCUAUCUUCCGCGACCACCUGUCAGCCUCUGACACUUCUGACGACGAGCACUACGACACCACACGCAAGACUAGGCUCUCGCUCCGUAAGCGCUUUUCGUCAACUCGCAAAGCUACGCUUGACAGCCAAUCAAACACUCGAGCUGGUCGAAGCAAGACCAACGCACAAGACCUCGCCUCGCCCGAGUCGACCAAGCAGUCAACAACCUCACUCCUCCAAGAUCGUGCCGGUGAAGCUCAAGCUUUCACGUCAUCCACCACCGCCAACCGCCAUACCUUCCGUGACGCGGAGGGCAUGAGAGCAGUUGACUACCGCAAACACCGCAUCAUCGACCGCCUCAAGACCUGGUGGCACAAGGGCUCGCACCUGAUCCCCAUCAUGUCUGACACCCCUCCUCAACCCCUCUUCGCCCUCGGACCGAACAACACUAUCCGCUAUAUCGAGCGUCGCGUGUUCCCCUCGGUCCCUCCUGCAAACCCCCCUACCUCACCCCCUGCCCCCACCAACACGCCUGUCAACACCAACGGCAAUGGCAACACCAACGGCAACGGCAAUGGCACCGGUUAA